Molecule: messenger RNA, 789 nt
Organism: Condylura cristata (star-nosed mole)
Lineage: Eukaryota; Metazoa; Chordata; Mammalia; Eulipotyphla; Talpidae
Gene: SELENOW
Product: selenoprotein W, 1
Exons: 6
Biological process (GO): response to selenium ion
Cellular component (GO): cytosol
Source: RefSeq, a predicted model, not a curated record
GGUAACUAACAGUCCUUUGUGCCCACGACCCAGCCCCGCGCACUCGGAGCCCGCGGCGCGCGCAGGAGGGUGGAAGUCAGGUCCGCGCCGCAGCCCAUGUUGCGAUCCCCAGUCAUGGCUCUCGCUGUGCGAGUCGUUUAUUGUGGUGCUUGAGGCUACAAGUCCAAGUAUCUUCAACUCAAGAAGAAGUUAGAAGAUGAGUUCCCCGGACGCCUGGACAUCUGUGGCGAGGGGACUCCCCAGGUCACCGGGUUCUUUGAAGUGAUGGUAGCUGGAAAGUUGGUUCACUCCAAGAAGAGCGGCGAUGGCUACGUGGACUCGGAGAGCAAGUUUCUGAAGCUGGUGGCCGCCAUCAAGGCUGCCCUGGCUCAGGGCUGAUGUUCCCUGAAGGCAGAGCCCAGCGAGCACGCUUGACCCAGCCCCUCUCCACAGACGCUUCAUGAUGGGAAGGACUGAAAUGUCUCAUGGACGCCUGGUCUUUCCCUGAUGUUCUUGCGGCUGCCGGGUGGAGGCAGAUCGAAGCUCCUGGUCUUUGCCAGUGUGUGUGUGGGUGUGUGUUCCCUGGAAAUCUAACUCUGACACUGGUCCUGUCCUCCCCUGUCUCCCACUUUCAACCAUCUUCCUGCUUUCCCUGAAUCCUCUGUUCCUGUGGUGUUUGGAGGAGGGAGGGCUUACUCCAGGCUUCCUUCACAGGGGAGUUUUGAGAGGCACCAGGAUGAGUGAGUCUCAGAUUUCAGCAGCAAUUGCAACAGUUCACAAUUCAAUAAACAUUGGAUGAGUUUAACAAAA